This is a messenger RNA of Paramecium sonneborni, 1134 nucleotides long. NCBI's taxonomy places the organism in Eukaryota, Ciliophora, Oligohymenophorea, Peniculida, Parameciidae. The record is from the annotation of a GenBank genome assembly.
UUAAUGUAAUAUAAUCUUUUAGGAAAUACAGGAUUGUUAGUUUCACAAUUAGGAUUUGGAAACAUGGUCAAUUUUCAACCUGAAGAUGAAGAAGUCAAUGUAGCCAUUAUUAAGAGAGCAUACGAAGCUGGAAUCAAUUUUUUUGAUACUGCAGAAUUGUUCUUAAUUCCUAACUAUUAUUAGCUAUUAACAUGGAGAAGCUGAAAAAUAAUUAGGAAGAUCAAUAAAAAUUCUUAAUAUUCCAAGAGAGAAAUUAGUAAUUACUACAAAAGUAUUUGGUAAUUAAACACCAGGAGGUAUUGAUUAUAAAUAAGAAUUAGGAUUAAAUAUCAAUAGAAUGUGCACUUUGAAUAGAAAACAUAUUAUUGAAGCUGUUAAUACUAGUUUAAAGAAUUUAUAAUUAGAUUAUGUAGAUAUAGUUUAUGCUCACUAAUAUGAUUGUGAAACACCAAUAGAAGAAAUAGUCAGAGGAUUUAAUACAGUAAUAGAAGAUGGCAAAGCAUUUUAUUGGGCAACCAGUAAUUGGAAUGCUGCUUAGAUUCAAGAGGCUAUAAAUUACGCAGAUGUUCAUGGAUUGAUUAGACCUAUUGCUGAUCAAGGGGAAUAUCAUAUGUUAGAACGAAAGAGAUUUGAAGUUGAUUUUGUAUCUUUGUAUGAAAAAUACAAUUAUGGAACCACAAUAUAUAGUCCUUUAUGCGGAGGAUUUUUAACAGGAAAAUAUUUAGAUGGAAUACCUGAAAAUAGUAGAUGUGGUAAAGAUAAUGGAUGGUUAACUAAAGAUAGAGCAUCUAAUAGAUUUCUAUUUAAACAUAGUACAAAUAUCUAUAUAUACUUUAAUAGCAAGUAAUCCAAGAAAUGUAGAAGGAUUGAAAUAAUUCGUAAAUCUAGCUAAAGAAUUAUCAGUCACUCCAGCAUAAUUAGCAUUAGCUUGGACUAUGAGGAAUAAAGAUAUAGAUGUUGCUAUUACAGGAGCAAGAACUGUAGCCUAAUUAGAAGAAUCUUUGGGAAGCUUACAAUUAUUAAAGAAAUUUGAUUAAGAUUUAGAUGAAAAAUUAAAUAAAGUAUUUGAAAACACACCAAAAUAAGAUUUAGAUUAUAGAACAUGGAAACCUAUACCAAAUAGAAGAUGAGUCA